AAGGACCCGUAUAGUAUAUUGAUGAAAACGUUAGCCCCUGAAAGGAUAAUAUCAAGUUCGGUCCACACUUUAGACACCUGCAAUCCAGUGUUUUGUAAUUAUCUCAGCAUCAUUAUCGACGAAAAUCUAAUAGUGGAUAUGAAAACAGGUGAAGUUAAAAUUGUGGAUUUCGGUGCGGCUGCGUUGGCCGAAAAGGCGAUGAGGAAGGAGUUCCAAGGCACCCGAUCGUACUGUCCUCCCGAGUGGUUCAGACAGUUACAGUACCUUCCAUUAGAGGCUACAAGUUGGUCUUUGGGUGUACUACUAUUCAUUCUCGUCACUGGACAACUGCCAUUUAAGAAUGAGAUUCAGAUAUGUUUGGGACGAGUAAAGUUUCCCUCCCACGUUUCAAAAGAGUGCCGUCAAUUAAUCAAAUCCUGCCUGACAACGUCUGCAGGUUCACGUGCAGGGUUCAACACAAUCCGGCAGCACCCGUGGUUGAACAAGAAAAUUCCAGUGCACAAAGAAACAUUUGAAACGGUCCUAGACAGGAUUACCAUUUUCAGUUCUGAGAUAACCGCGAAAACGCCAGUGAAAAGCGUGUCGGCAUACAAUCUAUCCAGCCGUACUCGUAGGCGAUCGAUGGUUUUCAAGCCAUUCGAUCGAGAACUUGACACUGUACUCGAACAUACAACACCGGAACAAUGGAUGAUGUCGUCUACAGAGUCGGAGGAUGAUCAGACACUUACCAUGGAAAACUCAGAGAUUGCAACAACAAGGAGGACUAAGCUAAAUCUACCAGCUGCGACUUCACCGACACGUAUAUCUAGACAUCGACCGUUAAAAGUUAUGGUUAACAGGGCAUCAUUGGCAAUAUUCGAAGUGUCACCUUAUCCAUCACUAACUGAAGUAAAGUAA
Angiostrongylus costaricensis is the source of this 897-nucleotide messenger RNA. NCBI's taxonomy places the organism in Eukaryota, Metazoa, Nematoda, Chromadorea, Rhabditida, Metastrongylidae. The record is from the annotation of a GenBank genome assembly.